This is a messenger RNA of Vigna umbellata (rice bean), 3228 nucleotides long. Its product is annotated as protein SHOU4-like. The record is from RefSeq and is a predicted model, not a curated record. NCBI's taxonomy places the organism in Eukaryota, Viridiplantae, Streptophyta, Magnoliopsida, Fabales, Fabaceae.
ACCAGUGGUUGAAGAGAGAGUUUUUAACUUUCAAUAAUAACAGUAACAACAGAGAAAGAAAGAGAGAGAAAGUUAAGAUUUUGAAGUGUGAAGUGAGAGAGAUGGAUACUGCAAUGCUAUGAAGAUGGGAUCUCAGCCUCACCCUCAUCACCACUCUCUUUGAUUCUGCGAAAUCUUCAAUCUUUUCAAUCCUUCAUCUUCCAUCUUCCAUCUUUCAGUAUUGCUUUGAGUACCGCUUCAAGGAACUAGUACUGUUUCUCAAUAGCGCCUCUUUUGCGCUGCUUUGAAAAAGUCUGAUGGGUUCAAGAUUCCCAUCUCAUCAGCUCAGUAAUGGCCUGUAUGUAUCAGGCCGGCCUGAACAGCCAAAAGAAAAGCCUCCGACAAUGAGCUCAGUUGCAAUGCCUUAUACUGGUGGUGACAUCAAGAAGUCAGGAGAAUUAGGGAAAAUGUUUGAUAUCCCCAUGGAUGGUUCUAAAUCUAGAAAGUCUGGUCCAAUAAAUAAUGCUCCUUCGAGGACAGGAUCAUUUGCAGGUGCUUCACACUCUGGACCUAUAAUGCAAAACGCUGCAGCUCGUUCUGUUUAUAUUACAUCUGGUAAUGUAUCUGCUGGAGGGAUGUCUGCUUCAGCCUCAAUGAAAAAGACCAACUCGGGUCCAUUGAACAAACAUGGGGAACCAGUCAAGAAGUCUUCUGGCCCCCAAUCUGGUGGAGUUACACGCCAAAACUCUGGUCCAAUUCCUCCAGUUCUUCCUACAACUGGUCUUAUCACAUCUGGCCCAUUAAAUUCAUCUGGGGCUCCGAGGAAAGUGUCUGGUCCAUUAGAUUCUACAGGAUCAAUGAAAUCACAUACUUCUUUUGCAGCACACAAUCCUGCUGUAACCACUCUCAGUCUAGAUGACGAAUUUUCCUUCAGGAGGAACUUCCCAAAGCCAAUAUUGUGGUCCGUGAUUCUGAUUUUUGUAAUGGGAUUCAUUGCUGGUGGUUUUAUUCUUGGAGCUGUUCGCAAUGCCAUUCUCCUCAUUGUUGUCGUAGUUCUUUUUGCUGCGGUUGCUGCACUAUUCACUUGGAAUAGUUGUUUUGGAAGGAAAGCCAUUGUUGGUUUCAUUUCCCGUUAUCCUGAUGCAGAGCUUAGAACUGCCAAGAAUGGGCAAUUUGUGAAGGUUUCUGGGGUGGUUACCUGCGGUAAUGUUCCUCUAGAGUCCUCCUUUCAAAAAGUUCCUAGAUGUGUUUAUACAUCCACAAGCUUGUAUGAAUACAGAGGAUGGGAUUCCAAAGCAGCAAACCCAAAACAUCGUCGCUUUACAUGGGGACUUCGAUCAGCUGAGAGGCAUGUGGUGGACUUCUACAUCUCUGAUUUCCAAUCUGGCUUGAGAGCAUUGGUUAAAACAGGCUAUGGUGCAAGGGUGACUCCUUAUGUUGAUGAUUCCAUUGUUAUUGAUGUUAAUCCAGCCAAUAAAGACAUGUCCCCUGAAUUUCUUCGAUGGUUGGGGGAGAGAAAACUUUCUAGCGAUGAUCGUAUAAUGCAAUUAAAAGAAGGGUACAUCAAAGAAGGUAGCACGGUUAGUGUAAUGGGGGUUGUUCAAAGAAAUGACAAUGUGCUUAUGAUUGUCCCUCCACCUGAGCCUUUGACUACCGGAUGCCAAUGGGCCAAAUGUAUAUUUCCAGCUAGCCUUGAGGGUAUUGUUUUGAGAUGUGAAGAUACGUCAAAGAUUGAUGUCAUUCCAGUGUAGUCAUCCUCUCUGGUAACCUCGUAGGUAUUCCUCUUUAAUGAAAUAUGUCUUCCCAUGUCCAAAAUGAUGGUGGUGGUGGUGGUUGUUUGUAUUUUGUAAGCAUAUACGCGAUGUUGGUAAGUGUGAUGAUUCUGCCAUUGAUAUGGUGAUUUCGUUUUUCCUCCACACUCAACUCCUAGUUUGUUGUAUAGCUAAUGGAAAUUCUUAUUCGUCUAUUUUUCCGAAGGAUUUUAUACUUUUUAAUGGACGUGGUUUCAUAUAGUGAGAAGUUGUGUAUUCAGAAAAGACUCUGUUGUUUGAAACUGUGAAGGGAAUCUAUCACACACGAUUUGUGAAUUACCUGAUGCUGAACUACGGAUAAAAUAUUGAAUAUAGCCAUAGCCAAUUUGCUGGAAUCAUAUGACUUAUCCUGCUGCAUAUCAUAUCACAUUUUUCUUUCAUUUUCCUCCAUUCGAAUGUGAAUAACGAGAGUUAAAACAUAAGGAAUUAUAGGGGACAUUCAUGGUUUGCCAUCUCAAUUUUAUCAUUGAUUCCAAAUGAAUUUACCAGAAAAAGUAAUUGAAGAAUGUACCUUGUACCUAUUAUGAUUUAUAUAUCUUUCGCACGGUAUUGAUAAUUUUCAUUGUAUAUUUGGUCUGUCACACGGUUUAGAGACUCCAAAAUGUUUGUUUUGAUCUUUAAAUGUAAUGGGCAUCCAAUCUAAUCAUGAAAAUGCUUUUUAUAAAGCAUGUGUUGCCAUAUAUAAAACGAAAGAAUUCAAUAUCAUAUAUGCAUAUAAAGAACUUAGCGGUAGAAAAGAUUUCUUAAAUUAAACGAAUAAAUUCAAAUUCAGAAACAAAUACAAAUAUUUAAGUGAGUGAAACGUGUAGUGCAGAAAAGGGUGAGUGAGAAAGAAAAGAAGCAACGUGUUGAGUGGUGGUAGAUCAUGGUGUGACACGUACACAGUAACACAGCAAUAACCGAGUGACAGACUUGUACAUAAGCUACCGCGGAUGAAGGAGAAGAUCAAGAAUGAAUUUUGCAGUCAUGGAUAAAGAGCACACGUCGGUGAGAGUGUUCCUGUUGGUGUUGUUGAUUAUGGUGUUGUUCUGUAUCUGCAGUGGUAAUGGUAAUGCAGAUGAUGAAACACAGAAGAUGAAACCAUCUUUUGUGGAGUGGCAGAGACUAAGAAGCGCUUAUUCUUCCUAUGUGGGACUUUUUUAUCCUACGGAUUGGUACAACACGCUUAAAAACCUUCUCAAUCACGCAUAUGUCCGUUUGUUUCCUCCAGAUAUAGAUUUUAGAACAAAGGAGAAAGGAACAGCAAAAUCAGCAGCUGAAACCGUAGUCAAUGUCAAAAACUCCUUCUCUCAGUCUGAUGCUGAAACCAAAACACACGAAGAACUUUGAUCUUGAUCUCGUUUGUUUUCUGUGUUACCUUAUAAAUAUUUGUAACCACUCUGUCGUGUUAUUAAUGAUAUACUGUUUCGUGUUAUUUAUGACACUGCUGUUUACGUGA